Messenger RNA from Colias croceus (clouded yellow), 8448 nucleotides. RefSeq lists its product as uncharacterized. Bases 340 to 7485 code for a protein of 2381 amino acids. Lineage: Eukaryota; Metazoa; Arthropoda; Insecta; Lepidoptera; Pieridae. The record is from RefSeq and is a predicted model, not a curated record. Gene Ontology annotation, molecular function: ATP-dependent chromatin remodeler activity; ATP hydrolysis activity; ATP binding. Gene Ontology annotation, cellular component: nucleus. The transcript is spliced from 22 exons.
UGCUAUUUAUUGCGGAAGUAAUGGCUUCCGAAAAUUUAAUUGCAAUAACAUAAUAAGUAAAUCGUUAAUCAAAAUAGUUGAGUGUGAACAAUAUGGUACCGCUUUGAUAUAUUUUUGGCACUACGAUUGAUGAAUACAUUAAUUUUCUUUUAAACAUUUUACACCGCGUCUUGAUCAAGAUGUACAAAGAAUUGUCAUGAAUUUUAUGUUUAUAAAAAUGGACUAAAUUGUAAUUAAGCAAUUUAUAAAUAAACUGGCGGUUUUCAAAUUUAACUGAGAACUUCUUCAAAGCAACAAAUAUGAAAUUAAGCUAAAAUUCGAGUUUUCGAUUUGUUUACCAUGAACUACACUGGUGGGAAUAUGUCUAUAAGAAGUAAAACGAAGAAUAGUGAUGAGGAGGAAGAAUUAUCUGAGGAGGAUAUAAUGGACAGCGAGGACGAAGAAGAAAGAAUUGCUAGAAUUCAGCGUGCACACUUUGCGCAAACUGCUGCUAUGAACUCUCGUCGGCGACCGGUGGCACGUCCCCGACGUAUGAGCCAGAAGCGAAAAAUGGAAGCAGUGCGGAAUUUUCACGAUUUCACAAAAAAAUUGAAAAAAGACACAGGUAUUAAAAUUCGAAGUUUAACUGGUAAUAAUUUAUUAGAUUUUAGUGACUUUUCAAGUGAGGAUAAUAAUACAGAUAGUGAUGGUUUAUCAGACGAAGAGUUUACUGUAGAUCCUGAUGCUGUGCAAGAGUUGAACGAAGAAAACGAGAGUUAUAUAGACCCAGAGACGGGUGAUAUUGUUGAAGCAAAGCGAAAAGUUGUAGACAUAAUAAAAACUGAACCUUCAGAAUCUCCUUCAGAUUCAGAAAAACCUAAAACUCUUUCUAUUAGUGAUAUUAUAGAUGAAAGUGGUUUAGAUUUAUCAAAAAAUGUUGAAAUAACUGAGGUGGAAGAGAGUGAAUUAUGUGCAGAAAAAACGCCUGAGGAUUUGUUAGAUAUAAAAGAGGACAGUAGUCAGAGCUUUGACAUUACUGAAAAGUUAAAAGACAUGGGUGAAAUCAGUGUUAAGCCAGUGAAUAAAUCUGAGAGUGAAGACAAUGAACAGAGUGAUGACAAAAAAGCCGAACUGGAUGAUGAGAAAAAAAUACUGAACUCAAAUGCUUUAAAUGUAAGGCGCAAUAUAAGAGAAGUUAUGGACGAAAAAAACCUAGAUGCUUCUACGUUGACAGCACAGAGACAAGAAUCAGAACGUUUAGCAAGAGUACAAGAGCAGCAAAGGAUAAUAAGAGAGGUACAAAGGCAAAUAGCAAUAAAUAGACAAAAUAAAAUACACCAAAAAACAUUAUCACUUUUACAAGGCGGUUCAUCAUUAUUAAAGAAAUCUGGAACUGUGCAACAGAAGCUAAAUUUACCAAACACUGUGUUAGUUAAAUUACCAUCAGGAGAAAUGAAGAAAACUACAGUGAAACAGGGCCAAUUGGAAGUGACAAAGGUGCCCAAGCCCACAACAUCAGUUACUACCUUAGCUCAAAAAUUAAGUAAACCUGAGCAUAAGGGUGAUAAAAAAGAGGUAGUAGAAAUUGUAGAUAGUAGCAGUGGUGAGGAAUCAUCAUCGUCAUCUUCUGAUUCAGAUGAUUGUAUAAUGCUAUCGGAUUCGGAAGUUCCGCCUAGCCCUGAAGCUGAAGAUGACCCUAGUAAUUCUGGCCUCCAUGUGAAUGAUGCAUACAAUACACCUGAUGAGCAAGGAAGAGUUCAAAUUAAUAUAGGUCAUCCUGAAAAUGAAGAAGAUAUAUUUUUAGCCCCACAAAUCGCCAGGGUUAUUAAACCACAUCAGAUUGGUGGUGUGAGAUUUUUGUUUGACAAUAUAAUAGAAUCAGUGGAACGGUUUUCAACAUCAACAGGAUUUGGUUGUAUAUUGGCCCAUUCUAUGGGUCUCGGGAAAACCUUACAAAUAGUAUGCUUCUGUGAUAUAUUUCUACGUCAUACAACAUCAAAAACAGUUUUAUGUAUCAUGCCUAUUAAUACACUGCAAAAUUGGGUAGCAGAGUUUAACAUGUGGCUUCCGGUAGAUGCCUCAAAUAGCCCCCUAGCGGCGCAUGGUGAAGUACGACCUAGGAACUUCCCCAUAUAUGUAUUAAACGAUAGUCACAAAACAUUACAAAUGCGUGCCAAAGUAGUAAAGGAUUGGACAACAAAAGGUGGUGUUCUCAUGAUAGGUUACGAAUUAUACAGAUUAUUAAGUAUGAAAAAAGAUAAAAAACCUCGUAAGAAAAAGAAAGCGGAACUAAAACUUGAAGCCGAAAAAGAGAGGGAAGACAAGAAACAUGACAAAUCUGAUGUAGGAAAUGAUGAUACACAGGGUUCUGAUAUCACAAAAGCUUCUGACGAUCCAAGACUUGACAAAGAAGAGAUAGAUCUUCUCAAAGCUGAUAUAGAUCUAAAAGAUGAUAAAAAAUAUGACACACAAAAUGAUGAGGACAAAAAACUUCUAGAUGAGAUGUAUGAAGCAUUGGUCAAACCGGGGCCAGAUUUGGUCAUUUGUGACGAAGGACACAGAAUUAAAAACUCGCACUCCAAUAUUUCGUAUGCGCUCAAGCAAAUGAGAACGAAACGUCGCAUUGUACUUACAGGAUAUCCUUUACAAAACAAUUUGCUGGAAUAUUGGUGUAUGGUAGACUUUGUACGUCCCAACUACCUGGGUAGUAAAACGGAAUUCUGCAACAUGUUUGAGAGACCUAUCCAAAAUGGUCAAUGUAUUGAUUCCACACCUCAAGAUAUUAGACUAAUGAGAUAUAGAGCUCAUGUUCUGCAUUCCCUACUUGUUGGUUUUGUACAGAGGCGAUCACAUGCAGUUUUACAGUCGACCUUACCACAGAAAGAAGAAUAUGUCCUUUUGGUGCGCAUGACACCGUUACAACGAAAAUUAUACGAUAGGUUUAUGAAUGAAGUUGUUAGAUCUGCUUCAGUACCUAAUCCACUUAAAGCGUUCGCGAUUUGUUGUAAGAUAUGGAACCAUCCAGAUGUGUUGUACAAUUUUUUGAGAAAGCGAAGUGAGGUCAAUGCGGCCAUUGAAGAAGAUUUAGAUUUGGAAGAAAUUGGUGGAGUGACAAAAGCUGGGCGAGCGAAAAAUGGAAAAGGUCCAGGAAGACGUCCAGGAAAGGCUCGCGGUGCUUUGAAAAAACCAGCAGCUACAAUACCUCCUAAUACCACAGCGCCUGUACAACCUCGUCAAGAACCUAAUGCUUUUAAUAGUGCACAAUAUCCUCCCAACGGGUUUUAUAGUCCGAGUAACUAUAGACCCGAUAGACCGGUGGGAAAUUAUCCUCCACCCAAUUACCCACAGUUUCCAAAUUCCGGACCAGGCUAUUAUCCACCUGGCCAAGGGUACAAUCAGGGGUAUAGUAACAAUUAUUAUCCUCAGCAACAACCUUAUGACAGCAAUUAUCCAAAUCAGUACCCUCAAAAUAACCCAGAACAGGGUUACAAUCCAAAUUAUUGGGGAAAUAAUAGCUACUAUGGAAACUCUGGCUACUACAACAAUCCACAAUAUCCAAAUAGCCAACCACCACCAAAUUAUAAUGCCAAUCAACAACCUGGGUUUGAAAAUCCUCAGCAAUAUCCUCCAAAUUACAGUGGUCCUUCAAAUGGUCCGAUUUAUCCAAACAACGUACCAACAAACAAUCCAACGUACCCCGGAGAUAAUGUUCCGCCAAAUAAUGCAUCAUAUACAGGAAAUAAUGCAACAACGAGCAAUGCUGCAUAUCGCAGUAACAGUAUACAACACAGUAACACACAGUAUCCUACUGGUGAUGUGCCUGUAUCAAACCCAGAAAACAGUACAUCUUCAAGUAACGCUCUAUAUCCAGGCAACAAUUCCCAAUCAAACAAUCCCGCCUAUCCAAAUAAUAAUACACCUCCUUUUGUUCCCAAUCAAUCAGAUUAUGAGAAUCAAAGACGACCACAGCCCUACCAAGGUUCAUAUGCAAAUCACCCUCCUUAUGGCCAAUACAAUACUGCCACUGCUGGAACACCACAAUCAUAUCCGAACAAUAAUCAAACUCCCCAAAAUUAUGCUAGUAAUUACCCACCUCAACAAUAUCAGGAAAAUAAUGCAUAUGCUACAAACUCCUCCACAUAUAAUCAAUAUGGAAAUCCACCUACAAAUUAUCCUAAUUAUCCAAGAAAUGUCCCACCUCACGACAAUGUGCCAAAUCCAGCUCCUAUUAAAACUGAAAAUAACUUAGAUCAAAAUUAUUGUCAAAGGGAAAUUAAACAUGAGCCAAAUGUUUCUCAAAAUAUCCCUCCGCUUUACGGCAAUCCUUACAAUUAUAAUCAACCCAACACUCCAUAUCCAGAGUCACAAGUGAACAACGAUUAUAAUCAAUUUUCCAACUUUCCUCAAUCGAUGGAAACUAAACCUCCCUUAUGCAGUGCUAGUUCUGGAAGUCCAGUCACAUCGUGGCCGCUAACAGAAACGUUAAAGACUGAACUCGACAGAAUAAAAUCUGAAGAUAAAAUGGACAUUAAAUCUGAAUCUGACGGAGAAGUGAAAAUAGAGGAUUUGGAUACGAAAAAGAUUGUAAAAGAUGAAAUACGAAAAGACAUUAAUGUUAUGCCUAUACCACCUAUAAACAAUGAUGGUGUUAAAACUGAUAAUAUAACAAAAACUGAUAAAGUAAAGAGUGGAUCUGAUUCGGAACCUGAAACACCAAAAAAAGGAAGAGGGAAAGGCAAAGGUAAAGAAAAAUUAAAAAUGGAUAAACCUAAGCCAAAGGGCAAAGCAAAACCGAAAGGAAGGAAAGAUAGAAAAAGUUCCAAAGAAAAAACGAACGACGAUUCUGAAUCAGAACAAAGUGAGAAGGAAGAGAAGUUGAAUAGAGAGGAAGAAUUGGCUCUUGCUAAGAAGGCAGAAGAAGUGACAUACGACUGGGCUACAGAUUUGUUGAAAGAUUACAUACCUGGCUUGAUCGAAAACUCGGCUAAAAUGGAAUUAUUCUUUUACAUUUUGAAUGAGAGCAUAAAACUAGGCGAUAGAUUAUUAUUAUUCAGUCAGAGUUUAUUCACUUUAAAUUUAAUUGAAGACUACUUGGAGCGGAACUACAUUCCAGGCAGUAAUCGAGUUUGGGAAAGAAAUGUUUCGUAUUUCCGUUUGGACGGUUCCACACACGCCCUCGAACGUGAAAAACUUAUAAACGAGUUCAAUGCAAACCCACAUGUCUAUUUGUUUCUCGUAUCGACGCGAGCUGGAUCGCUCGGUAUCAACCUAGUUGGUGCGAACCGUGUCAUUGUAUUUGAUGCCAGCUGGAACCCUUGCCAUGAUACUCAAGCUGUUUGUCGAGUUUACAGGUAUGGCCAAAAGAAGCCUUGCUUCGUGUAUCGUUUUGUAAUGGAUUGUUGUUUGGAGAAGAAAAUCUAUGAUCGUCAAAUCAAUAAACAAGGUAUGGCGGAUCGAGUUGUUGACGAAUGUAACCCGGAUGCAGUAUUAUCUAUGAAGGAAAUCACAAAUCUCUGCUUUGAUAACGAUGAAAAGGAAUCAGAACCAAAAGAUCUUUUAGAACAUAAGGACAAAUAUAUAGAUGUUUUGAUGCAAGGCGUCAUCACGUUACAUAGUAAACUUUUGACAAAGGAACCUUUCCAACAUGAAUCCUUAUUAGUUGAUAGAAAAGAAAAGAAAUUGUCUAGUGCAGAGAAAAGAUUGGCGCAAAGAGGGUACGAGUUAGAGAAGAAAGCGGCGUUAGCUCCCAAACCAACGACAGCGUACCGCACAGUGCGUACGGCGGACGGUAGCCUCGUCCAGCGGCCGGUCGCCUCCGUGCGGCCGAUGCAGCACGGCGCGCGCUGGAUACCGGCGGACGUGUGGCGGCGGCAGGGCAUGACCGCGCAGGAGAUGACGCUGCCACUUGAUGUGGUUAUACCAACUAAUUCAUCUGAAAAAACAAAUAUUGUUCUGAAAGCUGGUCAGCGUGUAAUGGUUUUGAAAUCACCAAAAGGAAUUUAUAUGCAACUCGAAUCUGGGAAAAUUAUUGCAAUAAAAACAGCAUUGAAAGGCUUAGGGCAGAAACCUGGCGAUGGUAAAGAUAGCCCCCUUGGUAAGAAAGUUUUAGGUACUCGGCCAUCUUCUGCCAAUAUACCAGGGUCCUUAAAGAAUAAUUCGGCAAUUACAAUAACCUCUAAAGGAGGCCCUCGGCUACAAAGAGUUCAAGCACGACCAACAAUGAUGGGACAGAAAAUGGCCAGAGCUUUAAUGCCUGGUCAAAAAAUUGCAGAGAUUCGAAAUCGUUUAGGAGAAAUGAGGUCUUAUUCUGCGAUGCGUCCGAAGCUACCAACACCACAAAUGAGAAUGCUAAGGCCAGGAAUGUCAGGUUCGCUUAGUAUAACUAAAGUUCCAAAAGAUAAACCCAUAAACAAUAUUAAUAAAAAUCAGAACUUUGAGGAAGAGACACAAGUUUUGGAUAGUGACGAUGAAGAAGAAGUAAAGGAAAAAACAGAUGUAAAGCCAACUUCUGAUCAACAAAAAAAAGAGGCAGAUAGUACUCUAAGUGAUGAAACUGGACCAACAGAUACCGAAACAAUAAAUAAAGAUAAUACUGAAAACAAGGAAAGUGCACCAAUAAUACUAACAACUGAUGAAAAGCUUCCCUCUGAAGAGGCUUUGGAAAGUAAAUUGUCAGAUAGAAAUGGACCAGAAAUCUCAGCACAAACUCCAAAUAGGGUACAAGACGACGCUCCGAUAAACCUUGUGGGACGCGGAGAAAGCAAAAUUAACUUAUUGAAAAAUUAUAGACACCAUAGACCUAUUAGUCGAUCUGCAACAGAAUCUAGUCUCAGUCAAUUAGAAAGAACAGCAAGUGCCCUCAACAAAGAGGGUAUACCCGAUUUCCGGAAGAACUUGGAUGAUAUCACGCAAUCGUACUCUCCCACAGGGGAAGAAAAGACAAGCGGAUCGCGGAAGAAGAAGUCGCCUCAGAAAGUAAAUGUUGAAUCUCAAGAAAGACCGAGUAACAUGUCGCAUAGCGUAUCAAGUUUGCUCGGAGGUAAUGUGCAGAGGCCACGUACGGAAAAUCCAGUACCAGUACCUAGUCACAACUCUAGGCCGCCGAGCCAAACGAAUUUGACCGGUGGUCUUCAGGAUAGUCCGCAUGGGUACAAUUUGAGCAAAUCACAGUCAAUGCCUAUAAACAUGACGCAUAGUGGUCUGCUAACUGGAGGAACGACAACCAGUAACGAGCCGCUAAAUGAUAAUCAUUUAAGAGGGCCUCCAGCAUCUAGUGCUAUGUCACCAAAUGCUCCGGUAUACCCAAGUGGCAGCGCGCCGCCUGACGGUUCGUUUGGACAAUAUCCAGGCUAUGGCAUGGGUUAUGGGGCAUAUCCCAAUGCAGCGUAUUACGGUGGCUACGGGGCUGGCUACUAUCCCCCGUACGGGACGCCGCAAGCCCCGUUCGCCCCCCCACCGAACCCUUCGACCACCGACCCCUACUUACCACCCAACCCGCAAUGGUAGUAUUGAUCACAAUACUAUGCAUUUAGUAAAUGCUGCACCGUUUAUUAACGUACUACAGACUGAACUGGUGUAAUUGUGUCGAGUGUUUGCAAAAAUACGAAGAUAUUCUUAUUAGUGAACAUUUUCGAAUACACGUUGUAGGAAUGCGUUUUGCGAAUCAUCACAGAUGGGCUCAUUUCAGCGUGCGAGAUGUAUGUGAAUUGUAAAUUUUAAAAUUAUUUUGUAUUGUGUAUUUAUCGGUUUGUAGAAGUGAAUUUCUUGAAAAAUUUCGUAUCCAGUUUUUGAAUAUUUUAACUUUAUUGCGUUUUGGGUCCUUUUUUUGAGAUUACUCUUUUAAACGGUCGGUAGUGAAAUUAAAAAAGUGACGUUUAAUUUUAAGCCAUAUUAAUUAGUAUGUUUAUAGGGCUGUAGUUAAUUUUAUAUAGUAUAUUAUUAUAUAACCAAUGGACCUGGCCGUCUUGUGAUGAUGUAUCUAUUACUUACAAGAUAGUUCUUCUUCUGUGUAAUAAGAUUACUUCGUGUUUAAAUAGAAUGCGCUUAACAUUUCGGAGUGAACGAUUAUUUUAGAUCUCCUGUGUCGUUAGUACUUAUUAGAGUAUGAACAAAUUUGAUUUUUACUUGUGAAUAAAACGAUGUUAUUAGAAUAAAUGAUGCUGUAAGUUUUAAAAUCUUAGUGUUUCAAGUGUAUACUCGGAUUAUAAAAGAAAAGUAUGUUGUGAACGCAGUAUUUCUAUUUCAACGGCUAUGGAUUGGUCGAUGUAUGUGAUAAGUCGCUAAGUAGUGUUAAGUCGAACAUAGGUAAGGAAUAUUUAUCGCUGUAGUAUCCGUAAAUGCCCGCUGAUUAUUCUAGAAACUCAUUUUUCAUGUAAUCACAUCUGAGAAUAUCUCGGACAUCAUUAUUAAUGUCAUUUAUGCAUGUUAUGAUGCAUAAAUAUAUUUAUAUUUAUCUUAUAGAUAUUUAUG